Molecule: messenger RNA, 1851 nt
Organism: Pecten maximus
Lineage: Eukaryota; Metazoa; Mollusca; Bivalvia; Pectinida; Pectinidae
Product: mid1-interacting protein 1-like
Exons: 1
Coding region: 145-660 (171 amino acids)
Biological process (GO): regulation of lipid biosynthetic process
Cellular component (GO): cytosol
Source: RefSeq, a predicted model, not a curated record
GAAGUGGUAUCGCCCAAACAGGAAGUAGGCUUUUCACACAUUAGUAAUCAGCACUAGUCAUUGCCGGCGAGUUGAGUGGGGAUAUCAUAGAAGUUUCGUCAAAACUUCACUACAUUUAUCGUGACUGGGACCUAACACAACACAAUGGACAACCGAAGUUUAAUCCUGAGUAAUGGCGAAGCGAACCAAGACUCGCUUAUGUCUGCUCUGAAUAAAUUUGUGCAUGCCGUGGAUUCAAUGGACGAUACUGUUAUGAUCCCGAACCGACUCAAAGAUAUGGAAGUAACUGCCUCAAAUAUACCCGUGGUAGCCGAGGAGAACAAUAACAAGGCAAUGUUAUCUACUGUGAAACAAGGUACGGACUUAUAUAGUUUUUACUCUCUUCUAAAAACAGUUAAGACGGACUUAACAGUCGGUACACAUAGAGUGCGAUCAGCUGUGUUAAGUGAAUCAGAAGAGGCCCUAGAAGGGGAAAACGAAAAUAACCACGUAGACGAAUCGGCUAAGAAAACAGCUGCAGCUUUCCAGCAUCAUUUGUCAGGCAUAUUUAGGCUUCUACAUCAAAUGACAGACACUGCUAAUUAUUUAACGAAUCGUUACGAGUCGGAAGUGGGCGGGAAAUCAUCUCAAAACCCCACAUUCGCACCUUUUGCAAUCUGACCUUACCGACUGAGGAAACACCCCAAAAAAAUCCUUGACGACCUGGAUAAUGCAAGAAAUUCUUCAGAUACCGAGAGCGUAUCAUCGGAGUAAAAACUAAAUUGUAGAAACCAGAAACCAAUGGUGUUCGCAACUCGUGAAAUGUCCACAAAAUAAAAGAACGUUACUACCGACAUCACCGCCGGCAUCAUCUGUUUGGACCAUGCCAGCAUCUGACAAUGUAGAAAGUGUGAUGUACUGUAAGUAGUAAUCGGACGCCUUGAUAAGAAUCCAUUUUCCAAUAUUCACAAUUUUGCUCAAAUAUAGUUCUUGCUAUUGUUACUCCGAUUUCCGUGUUGGAGAGACAGUCGGUCGGUGUGUAUAUUGAUAAACGAUUUAACUGUAUCCUAUUUUAGUGAAGUGACACAUUGUGCUCUCUGCUUUGCGAUACCUAUUGUUUCGAUUAUGGUGCCAUAUAAUGGUGAUAGUGCUUGGAUCUGUAUUGAUACAAACCUUGGAUACUGGAUGUGUGGAACUGGAACUUUCCCAUAACCAUUCAUCCAUGACGAGUCAUCGAAUCGGCAGUAUAGUUCCAGUGUUUACAUGGAUCUUGUUGCCAAAAUAGAGUACGAGCGUGUGUGCAUGUUUAUUGUGGCGAUCUUAGGGCGUGCGUGACUGAUAUAAAUAUGAGGUGUUCAUAGACUUGUUAAAUAAGCCCAGGUUCAUACUGAUUUAAAUUGCCAAUGCUAUCUCAGCAAUUAGUAUUAAACAUAGUUUACUUGCGUUAAUGGAGUGUCGAUAUUGUCGUCUGUGACGUCACGACGACAUGCUGUUUAUGCUGUUGGGUCUGUGUUUGAUGAUAAAAAAUUGAACUUUGUUGUGUGAUAAAAAUUACAGUGUAAGCCCCGAAGAUUUACAGCAGAAACUAGACAAUAACGUGAUUAUAAAAUUCGUGAAUGGAAAAAAUCGGAACCUGUUGAAUUGAUGGGUGAUAAGCCUUGUACGUGUAUACGUAGUUAUUUAUUAACAAAAUUGAGUUGUGUUCAUUUGGUAUGUGAUGAUCGUGAAUGAUAUGUAUACGUGUUAUAUUGUAUAUGGAUGUUUAAAUGUUCGAGAAUAUCUUUUAUGUUAUUUACAAAUUAAUAAGUUCUAAACUUCGCCUUAUAAAAUGAAAUUAUUUAUAUGUCUACAUUAAAUAUAUGAAAGUAGUAA